CUCUGGAGUUCGCCUGGUCAAGGAUUGAUUCCCAGGCUUUUGACUUCAUAAUGUUCGUACGGCACGGGCGUAUCUUAAAAAGGACACUCCAAUACAUCGCAAGGCGUGUACACGACGGCACCUCCAAGAUACACGGUGCCGCCUCUGCACGACCUUUCGCCAUAUCGUCUGACCUGCUGUCGCCAAGUAUUAUCAGUCACUGCUGCACACACGCAUCCAGCCUGCUGAUAGUGACCAGAGGUUUCAGCAGUUUCGAAGACAGGAAAGAGUUCUGGAAAGACGCUCUCUCCAGGAUGGAGUUCUACCUCGCCGACAGUGGCCCGGGAGGACUUCCUUGCCGCAUUGACCUCGGAGACGAGAAGGAAGCGCGACUCAGAGACCAACCGAUGAGCGACUCCAUAACCGAGGCCGACGGCAUCAAUGGCGUGCUACAUGAAGAAACAAGAGACGCAGGCUCCGAGAGUGUGUCGGAGUCAGACUCGAGGAGUGCGACGAGAAAAACAGACGAGCCGGCGACUCCGUUGGGAGGGGAAGGAGAACAAGCUCGCAAAGAAGAAAUGGACAGAGACCAUUGGCCGACCUCCAGCGGUGUUGAUCUCACAGAGACGCGCCAAGCAGAGGAUGAGAAUACUGUCAAGUCCCACUCGGAAGAAACUAUGUCUAGACGCCCACUCUAUGACAACGGCAUGCCGGCCAAGGACGUAUCACCCAUGCCAGCCGAACCAACAACGUCACCGGAGCAUCAGGCUGAUCACGAUACACAACAGACUAAUCUGCACGAGGGCAUGAGGCAAAGAGAUGCCCGUGAUGAUGCGUCUAUCCCGAUGACUAGACCCUUCCCCGGCGACGCCGGCGUCCAUCCACUGAGAACGACAGAAUCGCCAGCCACGCUAACACCCACAAUCGAGCCUGACCGCCUCCAGGGAGGCGGAGACAUCGUGGUAGUGACGGGUGGGUCAGGCUUCCUCGGACAACACAUCGUGAAGCAGAUACACGAGCGCGCUAGUCACGUGUCCGAGAUCUGGAUUUAUGACGUCAAGAAGUUCGAACGGAAACUUGACUACCAAGAGACCAAAAAAGUCAAAUACAUUGAAGGGAGCGUCACUGAUGCCAAGUUUUUGGCGCAUUCCUUGAAGGGCGCCACUUCUGUCAUUCACGUCGCCGGGCUCAUCAGUUGGGGGACGUUUCCGGAUUUUCAAGGCAUGGAGGAGGUCAAUGUCAAAGGAACUCUGAACGUGGUGAACGCCUGUUUGGAGAACAACAUCCAGAGACUUGUUUACUGCAGCACCGUCGAUGUGGCUAUAGGCAGCGAGCCCAUCAGGGGCGGCGACGAGACCAACACCCCAGUUCCAGACAAGUUUCUCUUCCCAGGCUACCCAGACACCAAGUUUCACGGGGAAAGAAUUGUCCUGGACUCGGCGAAUCUCAAAACGAGUGAUGGAAAACAUGUUCAGAGUGUAAUACUGAGAGCUAACGUCUGCUAUGGAGAGCUCGAUACCAGCUACGUCACCAACGCCUUGAGGUCAGCCGAGAAGAACAAAGGGAUUCUACAACAGAUUGGCGAUGGCACGGCCAUGUUUCAACAAGCCUAUGUGGGUAACACUGCCUGGGCUUUCGUCUGCGCAGACCUGGCUAUGAAGAAGAACCCAGAUCUGAGGAAAGAGAUAUUCUACAUCCCUGACAACACCCCCAUACAGAACAUCUUCAAUUUCAUACGGCCCUACCUCGAGGCUAACAAUAUGAGACUCUCCGACAAGAGCAUUUCCUACCCUCUGGUCUAUGGAGCUGUUUCAAUCACAGAAAAACUAGUAAAAGGGUUGUCUCCACUAGUGAGGCUCAGCUUACCCUUCCAAUCACACACCAUUGCCUAUAUAAACACAGACUUUUACUUCUGCGGGGCUAAAGCUAAAAGGCUUUUGGGUUUUGAGCCGAUUUACUCUCCCAAUGAGGCUAGGGUGCUUUCCAUGAAGUACUAUACCAACAUGGACAGGAACAGAGAAACUCCCAUUUAAUAUUGAUUAAUUUCUACUACAUCUUGUUAAAACAUUUCAAAAAAAAGAAAUAAAAAA
Messenger RNA from Biomphalaria glabrata, 2069 nucleotides. RefSeq names its product 3 beta-hydroxysteroid dehydrogenase/Delta 5-->4-isomerase type 2-like. The coding region runs from base 51 to 2012 and encodes 653 amino acids. The transcript has 7 exons. The record is from RefSeq and is a predicted model, not a curated record. NCBI's taxonomy places the organism in Eukaryota, Metazoa, Mollusca, Gastropoda, Planorbidae. Gene Ontology annotation, molecular function: 3-beta-hydroxy-Delta5-steroid dehydrogenase (NAD+) activity. Gene Ontology annotation, biological process: steroid biosynthetic process.